GUAAACGUAUAACAUCAUUUGAGCCAUCAUGUUAUCCCAAACGUUGGAAAUAUCCUGUGGCUGUGAAAAUUCCAACAAAUAUGUACUCUAUAAAUACCCUCACAUCACAUAUAUAACAUAUCAUGCACACAAAAUCCAUAGUUCUUCUAGCUAUUUCUUCCUAAUACACCAAAACCUAAUAACUUGAGCAGGAUAUUGAAUCCACCAUGUCAUUUAAGGAAGAUCCACGGUCACCUUUGCAACCACCAACAUAUGGGAAUCUAAUCACUAUCCUUAGCAUCGACGGAGGUGGAGUACGAGGAAUCAUUCCGGGUGUGAUCCUUGAUUUUCUAGAAACCGAACUACAGAAAUUAGAUGGCGAGAAUGCAAGACUUGCAGACUAUUUUGAUGUGAUUUCCGGGACAAGCACUGGUGGCAUUGUGACGGCUAUGUUAACUACUCCGAAUGAAGAGGGUCGUCCAGCCUUUGCGGCUAAGGAUGUUAAAGAAUUUUAUCUUGAACACUGUCCUAAGAUCUUCCCACCCGAUAAUCAUCCUUUCGCUGCUGCUACAAAUGUGAUCAAAGCUUUAUCGGGCCCAAAAUACGAUGGCCAAUACCUACACGAGAUUAUUCGUGAAAAACUACAUGAUAGACGACUCCAUGAAGCUGUAACAAAUAUUGUGAUUCCAACCUUUGACAUCAAACACCUGCAGCCUGUUAUCUUCUCGAGCUACCAGUUGAAGAAUAUCCCUAGCCUGGAUGCCAAGAUCUCGGAUAUAUGCAUUGGAACGUCGGCAGCCCCAACUUAUCUUCCUUCCCAUUCAUUCCAAAACGAAGAUUCGGAGGGAAAGUUACUUAGAGAAUUCAAUCUUAUAGAUGGUGGAGUGGUCGCUAACAAUCCGACAUUGGCUGCGAUAAGUGAAGUAAGUAAGGAAAUAACCACAGGAAGUCCUGACUUUUUCCCGAUAAAGCCACUGGAAUAUGGCCGUUUUCUCGUUUUGUCAUUAGGCACAGGGUCUCAGAAAUUUCAAGAGAAGUAUGACGCUACAAAGUCUUCUAGUUGGGGCGUUUUAGGGUGGUUAGCCGGUGGUGGCUCUACUCCAUUAGUGGAUGUUUUCACUCAGGCUAGUGGUGACAUGGUUGACUACCACAUCUCUACCGUCUUCCAAGCCCUGCAUUCAGCAGAAAAUUAUCUCCGAAUUCAGGAUGACACUCUAAGUGACUUAGCUUCCAUGGAUUUAGCUACUGAAGAAAACUUAGAGAAUCUUGUGAAAGUGGGCGAGGAGUUGCUGAAAAAACCAGUGACCAGGGUGAAUCUUGGCACGGGCCUAUAUGAGCCUUAUCAUCAUACUACCAACGAGAUGGCUCUAAAAAAGUUUGCGGCAAUACUUCACAAGGAGAAGUAUGUACGAGAACUAAGAUCUCCGAAUACUAAUAAAGGAGGCAUGAAUCAAGUAACGUCGAUUGAAGACCAAACUACGCUUUCGGAAAGAUCGUUAAAACUCUCGGAGCCAAUUCAUCACUCUCUUAGAGAUUUGCACAAACUCGACAUGAACUAAGAUUUCCUUAUUUUGUUUAACUAGCUUUUAUUUGGUUUAUUAAGUAUUUAAACCAAUAGUUGAUAUGUUUGGAGUAAAAUCUUUACUUUCUGGAGGAAAAUAAACAAAUAUAAAUCACAUGUAUACUCAUCCUUA
Messenger RNA from Helianthus annuus (common sunflower), 1673 nucleotides. Its product is annotated as patatin-like protein 2. Gene Ontology annotation, biological process: lipid metabolic process. The coding region runs from base 207 to 1538 and encodes 443 amino acids. The transcript has 6 exons. NCBI's taxonomy places the organism in Eukaryota, Viridiplantae, Streptophyta, Magnoliopsida, Asterales, Asteraceae. Gene Ontology annotation, molecular function: monoacylglycerol lipase activity; glycerophospholipase activity. The record is from RefSeq and is a predicted model, not a curated record.